Nelumbo nucifera (sacred lotus) is the source of this 2339-nucleotide messenger RNA. RefSeq lists its product as uncharacterized. The record is from RefSeq and is a predicted model, not a curated record. NCBI's taxonomy places the organism in Eukaryota, Viridiplantae, Streptophyta, Magnoliopsida, Proteales, Nelumbonaceae.
UAAAGCAUAUAUACAUAUCGAUAUUUUUAACCUUAUUUGUAUAUCGUCACAUUUCAUAUGUAUCACGUCCUCAUUGGCGAUGUAGACGCUCCUAUAGUCUGUAGAAGAUCCAGACUUUAUACAUAUACUCAAAUGUCAGAACCGGAAGAAUCACAACCAGAUGUUCAAACUUCAAAAUUGUUCUCUAGUAUGGGGUCCCACAUGGGGGUGGCAAUUCUUGGCCCUACCCGCCACCACGACCAUCUAUUAGAAUUUGGUUGGAGCCUUGUUGGUCCAAGCUGACAUAUCCACUUGGUUUUCCCAAAAAAAAAAUAAAAUAAAGCUAGGAGUAGGACUGUAGGAUAAUGCAACCCAGCCAGAAUUUGAUCAGACUUCCAGCUUGGAUUGUCAUUCCCUUCUGGUUCUGGGCAGUAGUUACUGUCUAUAACUUCCGGCAUUGACCGUUCACUUUCGCUUCAAUCUCCGGGUGCUCAACUGCCUAGAUUGUCAUUGUUUAUUCUGUUUAGUCAUUCUUCACCUCUCCAAAGUCAGUCUCACAGUAAAGAACACUCCACACUCCGACGCUCCUUACAAAAAGUGGGGUGAGUUACUACCUUUUCCUAGGCCCCAUCUCCCUUUUCAGAAAGCAAGAAAAAGGCCUCCAAAAUCUAAAUUUAAUCCUUAGAAAAAGGGUCAGGUAACCAAAUCCAGUGCAACCCAGCUCACCUCCGUGACAUAUGUCAUACGAGAGAGAGAGAAACAGAGAACCAAUCUAAAGUUUCCCUUUGAUUUUCCUUUAUCUGUCAACGGCGCAAAUCAAGCCAAAACGAACCCACAACCACAAGAAAGCCUUUUGCUGAUGAUCAACAAUUCAGAAUGAUCUGAUGAUUCAGUUACUCGGGAUCCAAGGCACCCACCACCACUCCUCCCCUAAUCCAAGAAAACAACCCACAAAACCAAAAUAUCGACAAGAGCAAACCACUUGCACAUAACACGACUCCCACAUCUCAAUCUCACUCUCUCAAGUCUCAAACACCAACCUCUCUCUUUCAGAAUCCAUGAUGAAAAAUCCAAAAGCAGACAACCCACCACCACCCAACCUAAGACAUCCCCUGAGUUCAAACUCAUCCUUCUGAACUCUAAACUUGAAACUCCCCCUCCCCAAAACCCUUUCAAGCUAUAGUCUGUGAAUAGAAGUAACAAACAAAAAUCAUGAUUCCUUCUUGCUUCAGCAACCCAGACAUUCUCGCCCUCAACACCCAGGUACCACAAAACCUGAUAACUUGCGUAUACCAGACUCAACUCUUUAAUUCCCCUGCUUACCUAACGCUAAUCUGGUCAAAAACUCUCUUUUCCCACUCUUUAACCAUCCAUGCCUCUGAUUCAUUCUCCAUCACUAUUUCUCUCUACCCAUCAACCUUCUCAUUCUUCCGAAAUCGACCUGGUUCAAAAUCCAUCUCCCUCAACCGCCAUCGCCACCACUGCCACGGAGUUAAGCUCUACUGGGACUUCACUCGUGCUGUGUACUCCCAGAAUUCGGCUGAGCCCGAUUCAGGGUUUUACAUUGCCAUUGCCUGCAACUCUCGUAUUGAAUUCUUCCUGGGCGACCUCCGAGACGAUGCACUGCACCGCACUGGAGCUGUCCGGGUGUGUCCAUCAGCGGAGCCUGCAUUGCUGUCCCGUCGUGAGCACGUGUUUGGGCAUCGGAGUUACACUACUACAGCUCAGUUUUCAGAGUCGAAACAUGAAAUCGGGAUCGAAUGCGCUGGUGGAGUGUUGAGAGUGAAAGUGGAUGGUAAGAUAAGCCUGGUUGUAAAGAGAUUGGCCUGGAAAUUCAGAGGGAACGAGCGCAUUGUGGUUGGCGGGUCGGAAGUGGAAUUCUAUUGGGAUGUUUUUAAUUGGGUAACCGAGUCUGGAAGAGAUGGUGGUGGGCAUGGAGUGUUUCUGUUUCAGGUGGGAGAUGGCGGUGUGUUGCCGGAAAUGAUAGGUCCAGAGAAGAGAUUGAUGAAGAAAAGCUUGCCAUCUUCCUCCUCGUCUAUGAUCUCAUUAUCACCUUCUCCGUCGUGUUCAAGCGUCUUACAGUGGGCAGAAGAGAGCAGUGAUGGAGGAAGGAGUUCUUGUUCUUCAUCCACAAGAUCUAGUGGGAGUGGAGGUUUCUCCCUGCUCUUGUACGCAUGGAGGAGUGAUUAAGGUUUGAAUCCGACCACAUGCGGUUUGUCAAUUAUCUUACUCAAGUUUUGAAUUCAAGGAGGAUUUCUACUACUCUAUCUAUGUACAUUCAUUCAGCUUUCUACUCUCAAUUCAGUGUCAGUUGUUCUGUGACAUUACUCAAAGUGAACUUCUCUUUAUUCCCUGUUUCC